Messenger RNA from Carya illinoinensis, 853 nucleotides. Its product is annotated as cysteine-rich and transmembrane domain-containing protein WIH1-like. The record is from RefSeq and is a predicted model, not a curated record. Bases 342 to 617 code for a protein of 91 amino acids. Lineage: Eukaryota; Viridiplantae; Streptophyta; Magnoliopsida; Fagales; Juglandaceae. The transcript is spliced from 3 exons.
GCCGGACUUCGGCUCCAAUCCCGAACCCAACCUCCUUGAAAAUGCACUAAAAGCCGCAAACAGAUAAUUAUCAAUAUGUAUGUUGUAUCACUGCCUUGGGGCCCUUGAUAUCCAAGUUUCUUAAUGCAACUCCACAUCAAGUUGAAGCAGAGUUUCUUGGAGUCUUUAAGAAAAGCAAGGCGAGGAAGCUUCCUAGCUAGCUAUUAGAUUCCCGUCAGUGCACGUCGUAGCAAGCAAAUGAACGCAGUGCCACUGGGUUUUAUAUAUACAUUUCACAAUAGAACAGCAGCACCUGAACUUCUGAUCUCAACUCUUAACACAUUCCACCAGUCAAAUAAGCAAUGAAUUACCACCAUGUUUCUCACGAGUCUCACCUUCCAGCUUCAGGGCAUCCAAUUUCAUAUACUAGUCCGCCGCAAGGCUUUCUACCACCACCACCGGGAUAUCAAGGCUACUUCUACGAAGGGUACCCUCCAUCUCAACCCGGCCUAGCCCCUAAUUCCCACCCCUAUCAUCAUGAGCAUUAUAACGAUCAUGACUCCGGCUGCUCUUCAAUUCUAAGAGGCUGUUUAGCUGCACUUUGUUGCUUCUGUGUGUUGGAGGAGUGCUGCUUCUAAGGCCCUUUCGAUGUUUCUGAACAUAUAUACAGAAAUGGCAUGUGUUGAUUCUACUUUAGUAUAUAUAAAAGGUGGGAAGAGAUAACUCUGCUCUUGAUUUGUUAUUCUAGUGCCUUGCAAACUCUCAUCAGUGAAAUUUGAUAAUUACUUGAUCUAUUUCUUACGUUUAGACAUUUGAGAAACAAGGUUGUCGUCUCUGUUAUAUAUCAAUGAUCGAAAACUUAAUGAUUCAUGAA